AUGGACGGUAAGGUCCACGGAGGUCUCGCGCGUGCCGGUAAGGUCAAGGGUCAGACCCCUAAGAUCGAGAAGGUCGAGAAGAAGAAGACCCCCAAGGGUCGCGCCAAGAAGAGGAUUCUCUACACCAAGCGUUUCGUCAACGUCGUCGUCGGUCCCGGUGGCCGCAAGAGGGGACCCAACGCCAACGUGCCCGCUGAGGACAAGAAGAAAUAA
This is a messenger RNA of Acanthamoeba castellanii str. Neff, 213 nucleotides long. RefSeq names its product ribosomal protein s30 protein. Gene Ontology annotation, biological process: translation. The record is from RefSeq and is a predicted model, not a curated record. Bases 1 to 213 code for a protein of 70 amino acids. The transcript has 2 exons. Gene Ontology annotation, cellular component: ribosome; cytosolic small ribosomal subunit. NCBI's taxonomy places the organism in Eukaryota, Discosea, Longamoebia, Acanthamoebidae. Gene Ontology annotation, molecular function: structural constituent of ribosome.